Molecule: messenger RNA, 1209 nt
Organism: Gadus macrocephalus (Pacific cod)
Lineage: Eukaryota; Metazoa; Chordata; Actinopteri; Gadiformes; Gadidae
Product: SUN domain-containing protein 2-like
Exons: 13
Coding region: 93-1115 (340 amino acids)
Biological process (GO): nuclear envelope organization
Cellular component (GO): meiotic nuclear membrane microtubule tethering complex; nuclear envelope
Molecular function (GO): protein-membrane adaptor activity
Source: RefSeq, a predicted model, not a curated record
UUUGAAGUUUGUUCCUGAUCCAGAACACUGAUAGGAGCGCAUCGAGAGCUUUUCAAAGUGUUAUAAUCAGUGAGAGUUAGCAGUUAGCAGUCAUGCCCCGGCAUAGCACCCGUCUCUUGGCGUUGGGGUACUACGGGGAUAAAAUAUCCUACAGAGAGACUGCGGUCAAGGUGUUCAGGAAGCGUCGGAGCAGCCAUGGCCCCAGGGCUGGCAGAACCAUCACCCGGGCCAGCAGAGCCCUCCAACUGGACUCCAGCUACGGCUCUGAGGACAAGAUGGAGUUCCAGGGAACCUCCAGGAGUCCACCAAGCCAGAGUCACGGCAAUGGCGCUAAUAACCGCCCUACUGAGAACAGGGCUCUUUUCUACUGGCAGAUGACCCUCAUUUUGCUGCUGAUAUUUGGACUACGGUUCAUGAUGACGUCCCAGACCCACAGCGGUUCUGCUUCAGAGGGAUUUAACACUGAGGCUGAGGAAUUCAUGACCGAGAUUUUGCAAGACUUUGAGAUUCAACAGCAGAAUGUAGUCUCCACGAUGGAAAACAGAUUCCAAACCAAAAUGUUACAAAUUGAAGCGGAAACUGACAACUCCAUUGGAAUCCUCCAGAGGAAGCAGCUCUACCUGGAACAGGGAGUGGUCCAGCUGUGGGCCCGACUGGCCGAUCAGGGACGCUCCCUGAACAAGAUGCAAGUGGAUCUGAAUACCUGGAUUGGGGAUUUUAACAAGACCCUCUCUCAGGGCAGCAUCACAACAGAGCUCCAGGACAUUCUGGACCAGUGGUUUCAGGAGAAGCUCGGGCAGCGCAGUGGUCAUCCAGUGGCUGAUGAGAUGGCAGACUUUGCUUUGGAAUCUCAAGGUGGUCGCGUGUUGAGACACCUGUGUUCUCCGAGCUACCUGCCCAAAUCAUCCAUUUUGUUGUCUCUGACUUCAUGUUUCAGUCGAAGAAGCCCCCGCACAGUUAUCCAGGGCCAGCCAGAGCUUCUUCCUGGACAGUGUUGGGCCUUUGCUGGAGGCACGGGACACAUGGUCAUCUCCCUGUCCCACCCAAUCAACAUCAGCCACGUCACCCUGGACCAUAUCGCAUUGCACAAGACCCCCACAGGGCCGGAUCGAUAGCGCUCCAAAAAACAUUGUAGUCCUAUGUAAGUCUAUGAAGUCCGUAGCCUUUAUGUUGUUAGAUGUCUAUAUUUAAUAGAAACAUACAUUUUGU